CUAACUAGCUAAUAAAAUUUUCCCACCACUAAUCUUCAUCAAAGCCCCCCAUCGCACUGGAGCUUUAUUUUGUGCUCUGGUUGGAAUUUACCAAGAAAAAAUGAGUUUCAACGCUAAGCAAUGUCAGAUUCAACGCCCGUAUAUCUCUCAAUUCCAUACCCAAAACAAUCCCCAUGUUCGGAAAUGUACUCCUCUUCCACUUUUCACUCGAAAAUGCUUCCACGAGCGUUCAGAGUUGCGCUCUGUGGGUUUUUCAGUUCAGUUAAACCCCCAACCUAAGUUAGCUGGAAACCCAAGAAUUUUAUUGAGCAGAUGCUUACCAGGAAAGUUCUCGGAUCCUUUCGAACAGGAUCCAGGUCAGAAUUCUAUAACCGAACAAAAUAAGAUGGUUGAGCAGAAGAAGUUUUCUGUGGUGGAUAUCUUGAAGCAAUCAAAUUCACUUCUGCCUCAUGUAGUUCUUGCUAGUACACUGUUGGCUCUUGUUUAUCCACCCUCUUUCACAUGGUUUACCACCAGGUACUAUGCUCCUGCAUUAGGGUUUUUGAUGUUUGCUGUUGGGGUCAAUUCCAGCGAAAAGGAUUUUAUUGAAGCAUUCAAGAGACCAGCAGCUAUUUUGGCUGGUUAUUUUGGUCAAUUUGUUGUGAAGCCUAUUCUUGGAUAUUUCUUUGGCAUAAUUUCUGUAUCAAUGUUUGGUCUUCCUACUCCUAUAGGUGCUGGGAUCAUGUUAGUAUCUUGUGUUAGCGGGGCCCAGCUUUCAAAUUAUGCUACUUUUCUGACUGACCCACCAAUGGCUCCUUUAAGCAUUGUCAUGACAUCAUUGUCUACUGCUACUGCGGUUUUUGUUACACCCUUAUUAUCGUUCUUGCUUAUUGGAAAGAGACUGCCUGUUGAUGUAAAAGGAAUGGUAUCCAGCAUUCUGCAGAUAGUAGUCGCCCCUAUUGCUGCAGGAUUGUUUCUAAACAGGUUCUUUCCCAGGAUUGCUAAUUCUGUUAGGCCAUUUCUGCCUCCUCUUUCAGUACUCGUGACAGCCUGUUGUGUUGGGGCACCACUUGCUAUUAAUGUCAAGUCAGUUGUAUCGCCUUUUGGAGCUACCAUAUUAUCACUUAUUAUUUCAUUUCAUCUGCUGGCAUUUGUGGCUGGUUAUGUUCUUACUGGUCUUGUCUUCCCCAAGGCACCUGACCUAAAAGCACUUCAAAGAACAAUGUCGUUUGAGACCGGAAUGCAAAGCAGUCUUCUGGCCCUUGCACUUGCAAAUAGGUUUUUCCAAGAUCCACUUGUGGCUGUGCCUCCAGCAAUCUCUACUGUAAUGAUGUCUUUGAUGGGCUUCUUUCUUGUAAUGGUUUGGUCUAAGAAGAAAGAAGUAUGAGGAAACAUAUCUUGUUCAAAUUUCUGGAGUUUGAUAUAUUGCAACUAUGUCCUUUGCUGACUUGGUAAUAGUUUUGAUGGGUUUCUCUCUCAUUGUUCCUUGUGUUGAGAAAAAGGAGUAGCAACAACAAAAACUAAACUGAGAUAUCAUUCUCCUGGGGUCAGAUACAUUCCUGUAACCAUGCAGCUGUCGAAAAGCUUGUGAAGAAGGAUCAUAUAGAUUACUUUUGUUUCUGUAUGUAGCUCAUUUCUGACAGGUCAAGGAACUCAGGUGUAUAAUUUAUCUCUAUUGAUUGUAGUUGAGAGACAUGCUAAGAAUCAUGAUAAAUUCUGCAUCAGAAAAUGUAUGCAAACCACACGAACUGAAAGUUGUCACAUCUCAAAACACUUAUACUUGCUGUUAUAUGACCCUUUGUAUUUGUUGGGAUCUUUAUGAACUUGCACCUUUGAGAAGCGUA
Hevea brasiliensis (rubber tree) is the source of this 1823-nucleotide messenger RNA. RefSeq names its product probable sodium/metabolite cotransporter BASS6, chloroplastic. Gene Ontology annotation, cellular component: membrane. The record is from RefSeq and is a predicted model, not a curated record. Lineage: Eukaryota; Viridiplantae; Streptophyta; Magnoliopsida; Malpighiales; Euphorbiaceae. The coding region runs from base 101 to 1366 and encodes 421 amino acids. The transcript is spliced from 9 exons.